Molecule: messenger RNA, 3104 nt
Organism: Myxocyprinus asiaticus (Chinese sucker)
Lineage: Eukaryota; Metazoa; Chordata; Actinopteri; Cypriniformes; Catostomidae
Product: dol-P-Man:Man(5)GlcNAc(2)-PP-Dol alpha-1,3-mannosyltransferase-like
Exons: 9
Coding region: 13-1317 (434 amino acids)
Cellular component (GO): endoplasmic reticulum
Molecular function (GO): dol-P-Man:Man(5)GlcNAc(2)-PP-Dol alpha-1,3-mannosyltransferase activity
Source: RefSeq, a predicted model, not a curated record
AAAGCGGCCAACAUGAGAGGAGGCAAGAAGAAAUCCUCUACUGCACCGUCAAGACUUCAAAAAACACUUUCAUCCAUAUGGCAAGACAAACACAUGGUGAUAUUCAAAGCCGAGUACACGUUCUUGGUUACGACUGUGCUAUGGUUCUUGGAAAUUGGGAUCAACAUAUGGGUGAUCCAAAAAGUUGCAUACACAGAGAUUGACUGGAAAGCCUACAUGGAUGAGGUGGAAGGUGUUAUCAACGGCACAUACGACUACACACUGCUGAAGGGCGACACAGGGCCUCUGGUGUAUCCAGCUGGCUUUGUGUACAUAUUCACUGCGCUGUAUCAUAUCACUGACCAUGGACAAAAUAUUCGUCUGGGCCAGUAUCUGUUCGCUGUCUUCUACCUCGUCACUCUGCUGCUUGUUUUCCGCAUUUACCAUCGCACCAGAAAGGUUCCACCAUAUGUGUUUUUCUUCGUCUGCUGUGCUUCGUAUAGGAUUCACUCCAUUUUUGUAUUGCGUCUCUUUAAUGAUCCAUUGGCCAUGAUGCUGCUGUUUGGAGCCAUCAAUCUCUUCCUGGAUGGUCGCUGGACUUUGGGAUGCGCCUUCUACAGUUUAGCUGUGUCUGUGAAGAUGAAUGUUCUGCUCUUCGCUCCGGGUCUGCUCUUCCUCCUCCUGUGUGAGUUUGGUCUGUGGAAAACUCUCCCCAGACUAGUUCUCUGUGCUCUCAUACAGCUGUUGUUAGGAUUGCCAUUCCUCCUGGUGAAUCCUGUAGGUUAUGUUAGCCGGGCCUUUGACCUGGGCAGGCAGUUUCUGUUUAAGUGGACGGUGAACUGGCGUUUUCUCCCUGAGGAGGUGUUUUUGAGUCGAUACUUUCACCUUAUGCUGCUUCUGGCUCAUAUUACCAUGUUGAUUCUGUUCACACUGAAGAGAUGGAAGAGGUCUGGGAACAGUAUUUGGUCUAUUCUAAAGGAUCCUUCUGAGAGAAAAGAGACUGUACAGAAGCUCAAUGCUGAUCAGACAGUUCUGGUUCUGUUCACCUCUAACUUCAUUGGAAUGUGCUUCAGUAGAUCUCUGCAUUAUCAGUUUUAUGUGUGGUACUUCCAUACGCUCCCCUAUCUGCUGUGGAGUGGAGGAGUUAAGAGGCUUGCUCACCUGCUCAGGGUGUUGAUUCUGGGUCUGAUAGAGCUGUCAUGGAACACGUUUCCCUCCACCACCUACAGCUCUUUGUCACUGCACGUUUGCCAUCUCAUCAUCCUGCUUUGCUUGUGGAUCAACCCUACCCCUGCUCUUCCGGCUCACGGGUCAGAGAACAAGGCUAAACGGCACUGAACACUGGUCCAAUCAGAGUGCUUGCCGUGUGGGAUGAUCCCUGGCCUCCACCUCCUGUCUCUUUUCUGUCUCCUGGAGCCACUGGUCCCCUGUCCCAAAACUUGUGUGACAAACAGGGGUCAUCCCAGGCAAGAAAGGGUUGAGACUGUGAUGCUCAAAUGGGAUCAGUGUGGUUUGUUCACGGAUGUAGCAUACAGUUAAUAUAUUUGCGGAACAGAGAGUGUUUACAAUGUUUCUCAGGAUUCUUAAGGACUAAUGCUCAGUCCAGGAUAUCGAAGCGGGAUUUAUUUUUCAUUGUUACACAGCAUUUCAAAUCGGUUGACCUCUGAGAUUUACAGGCUCACAGAUGUGUUGUCGGCCCAUGGACACAUUAUUGACAGGACUGUUUAUUGGUACAAAGGCCUAAGAUAAUGUAAAAGUCUCAGAGUUUCAAGUGUGACAUUAAGCUUAUGGAUUGAUUACAUCAUUGAUUUUGAUCUUUGUCAUAUUUGAAGUUAUUCAGGGAAUUUUUUCCAUUAACUAUUGAUUUUCCAACCAUGCACAGUGACUGUAAGCUUAAAGGUAUAGGUCACCCAAAAAUGAAAAUUCUCUCAUUAUGAAUGCAUUUUCAUGUUGUUCCAAACCUUUAUGACUUUCUUUCUCCCGUGGAACACAUAAAGAGAUGUUAGGCACCAUUCACUUUCAUUGCAUCAUUAUUUGCAUACAGUGAAUGUUCUGCCUAACAUGUAAUUUUGUUUUCAACAGAAGAAAAGUCAUAUGGUUUUGGAACGACAUGAGGGGGAGUAAAUGAUGAGAGAUGUUCACUAUAGUUUAAUGUAUUGGGCACAAAGGAAUAGCAUAGAUAUGCUUUUCCAUUUCUUCCAAGUUUGAGAUACCCAUGAACUUCCCAAGUUUUCUUUGUAGUUUCUGAGUUUGUUUACUGCCUUAGUUCUUUUACUUGUAUUUUGUUCAGUAGGUUUUAAUUUUUCUGUACUGCCCUACAAAUGCAACAUGCAGUAAUUACGGCAACACUAAAACAGACAAAAAUGGCUUCAAAGUUUUUUUGCUGUCUGUUAAUGUGAAUUAUAAAAUUUUCACUCACCAGGGGGCCUGGGUAGCUCAGUGCUAAAAGAUGCUGGCUACCACCCCUGGAGUUCGCUAAUUCGAAUCACAGGGCGUGCUGAGUGACUCCAGCCAGGUCUUCUAAGCAACCAAAUUGGCCCAGUUGCUAGGGAGGGUAGAGUCACAUGGGGUAAUCUCCUCGUGGUCGCCAUAAUGUGGUCCAUUCUCGGUGGGGCGUGUGGUGAGUUGAGCGUGGAUGCCGAGGUGGAUGGCGUGAAGCCUCCACACGCGCUAUGUCUCCGUGGCAGUGUGCUCAACAAACCACGUGAUAAGAUGUGCGGGUUGAUGGUCUCAGACGCGGAGGCAACUGGGAUUCGUCCUCCGCCACCCGGAUUGAGGCGAAUCACUACGCGACCACAAGGACUUAAAAGCACAUUGGGAAUUGGGCAUUCCCAAUUAGGGGAAUAAGCAAAAAAAAAAAAAAAGAAAAAAAAAAAUCCGAUUUCUCUGAAUCUGAGCAUAGUUGAGACAAACCGGUUUGUCACAGGACAGCUCAUAGUAUAAGAGACCUGAUUUCAGGAACUUAAUUUUGACUAAAUGUGUAGUUAAAAGGAUAGUUCCAGUUACUCAUGCCAUCCCAGAUGUGUAUGACUUUCUUCUGCAGAACUCAAACGAAAAUUUUUGAAGAAUAUCUCAGCUCUUUUGGUCCAUUCAAUGCAAGUGAAUGGUGGCCAGAACUUUGAAGC